Oncorhynchus gorbuscha (pink salmon) is the source of this 1640-nucleotide messenger RNA. Its product is annotated as gastrula zinc finger protein xFG20-1-like. Gene Ontology annotation, biological process: regulation of transcription by RNA polymerase II. Bases 375 to 1640 code for a protein of 421 amino acids. NCBI's taxonomy places the organism in Eukaryota, Metazoa, Chordata, Actinopteri, Salmoniformes, Salmonidae. The record is from RefSeq and is a predicted model, not a curated record. The transcript has 3 exons. Gene Ontology annotation, molecular function: DNA-binding transcription factor activity; RNA polymerase II cis-regulatory region sequence-specific DNA binding.
CUUUGUUUCUUUUCUCCUCGAACGUGAACAGGUCGCGUUUGAAAAGCUAGCUAAUAGUACACUGCUAAAUACAGGGAAAUAUGUUUUCUUAAAUCGAGCUGGUGACCAUACAAGAUCUGGUGUUAUGAGACUCCAGUUCUAGAAGACUUGUGAAUAAACACAGCCCUCUUGACACACACUGAUUUGAAUCGGCAUUGUUUUCACAUCAUUUUAAUUAAAUUACUUUGAACCAACAUGGAAUAGACCUUGAAUUGACGUCUGUGCCCAGCGGGAGGAGAGACACAUCAAACUUGUGACGGCUCCAUACAAUACCCAGGUUUAUUUAUUAUUGCUGUUUUUUUUUAACCAAGAAACAUUCUAACUCGACAGACAAUAUGAGUCAAAAGAAGGGAACAUUGAUGGAUGAAAUCGAAAAGAGUUUAUGGAAUUUAACUGAGGACAAUUUACGCUCCCUUUGUGAACGUUAUGGCCAAGAUGCAUCCGAAGUUAAAGGAAUGGAUCACCGCUCGUUGCGGCGUAAAAUCAUGGAGGAAAUGUGGGACAAUACGGAUUCAAUGAAAUCAGAGGAGCAGGGAACGUCUUGGUUAGUCCAACUGAAAGAGGACAUCAGAAGGAUACUGGAGGAUGCUAGUGGUGAACCCGUGAGUCCCAGCCAAUCAGAUGAAGAAUGGAACGGAAAGGGAGGGGCUGGGUUACCUAGCAACAGGUUGGAGGUGGAACCCGUGAGUCCCAGCCAAUCGGAUGAAGAUGAUCCUGUAGACUGCGAUGAAGAAUGGAACGGAGAGGGAGGGGCUGGGUUACCUAGCAACAGGUUGGAGGUGGAACCCAUGAGUCCCAGCCAAUCGGAUGAUGAUAAUGACACUGCAGACUGUGACGCAGGGGACACGGAUUGGUUGCCUAGCAAUGGGCUGGAGGCAGAGUCCACGAGUCCCAGCCAGUCCGGUGAUUGUGAUGCUGCAGACUGCGAUGAAGAAUUGGACAGGGAGGUCAGGGAAGGGCUGGAGGUGGAGUUAUCUCCAGAGAAGCAUACACCAGAGCAGAAGAUGAAUAUUUAUUUUCCCAGUCAGAAAGACAAGCGUGGCCCACCGAAGACCCUGUGUCGUGCCUCUCCCGGUACCGCCUUAAUUUGGGGUCUGAAGAGGGUGUCUGUGCAGCUGAUGGACUGCAGGAAAACGCCGGGGCAGAAAACCUCCAAGAAAACCCACUCCUGUGCUCAGUGUGGGAAGAGUUUUGCCACAAAAGACAUUCUGGAGCGACAUCUGCUAACUCACACUGGAGAGAAACAGAAGAAUAUAUGCGCUGAAUGUGGAAAAGUAUUCAGUACAUUUUCCAGCCUUACCAGACAUCUGAAAACUCACACUGGAGAGAAAUGUCAUGUUUCUGAAACCACAUGCUCUGAAUGCGGAAAGACAUUCAGUACACAUUCCAGUCUUAGGAGACAUCUGCUAACUCACACUGGAGAGAAACCGUACGUUUGCCCUCGUUGUAAGAAAGGUUUCAAUGAUCCAGGAAACUUGAAGAAACACAUCAGGAGAGCUCACCCAGGAGAGAAGUUGGGUGUGGAGAGGCUCUACCGUGAACCGUGUCCUCACUGUGGGGGAAGUUUCCCACAAAGAAGGCUUUGGAGGAGCACCUGGUAA